Drosophila biarmipes is the source of this 2764-nucleotide messenger RNA. Its product is annotated as ABC transporter G family member 20. The transcript has 10 exons. Gene Ontology annotation, cellular component: membrane. Gene Ontology annotation, molecular function: ATP binding; ABC-type transporter activity; ATP hydrolysis activity. NCBI's taxonomy places the organism in Eukaryota, Metazoa, Arthropoda, Insecta, Diptera, Drosophilidae. The record is from RefSeq and is a predicted model, not a curated record. Bases 163 to 2298 code for a protein of 711 amino acids.
GAAAAACGGAAAAAGGCACUCUUAAAAGUCGGCGAAAAGCAAAGAAAAAGAACCCACAAGUCGCUCAAAAAAUUGCAACACCAAAAGCGCGCGUGCGCAACACGAUAAGUUGGAAGAUAGGCGAAAAAUCUCUCGAUUUAUACGAACAAAAGCCACGUCAAAAUGGCGGCCGUUGAAGUAAGGAAUGGCUAUAAGUACUAUGGCUCCAAAUCGAAUCCCAAAAUUGUGCUCAACCAGCUGAACAUGAACGUGAUGCGGGGAUCCAUAUACGGAUUGCUGGGAGCCUCGGGCUGUGGAAAGACCACCCUGCUCUCCUGCAUUGUCGGCCAGAGGCGUCUCAACGGGGGAGAGGUCUCCGUGCUGGGCGUUAAGCCAGGUGAGCCGGGAAGCGGUGUUCCGGGAUCUCGGGUGGGAUUCAUGCCCCAGGAGAUCGCCCUGGUCGAGGAGAUGACCGUCAAGGAGACGAUCUUCUACUUUGGUCGCAUCUACGGCCUGACAGACGAGCGCAUCCGGGAGAAGUUCAAGCUGCUCAAGGAGCUGCUCCAGCUGCCACCGGCUAGGCAGAUGAUCAAGCAGUGCAGCGGGGGACAGCAGCGACGACUGUCCUUCGCCUGCGCCAUGAUUCACGAUCCCGAGCUCCUCAUCCUGGACGAACCCACGGUGGGAUUGGAUCCCAUGCUGCGUGAAAAAAUCUGGGAUUUUCUCGUAGAGACGACUAGAAAUAGCAAAUUGGCUGUGAUCAUUACCACCCAUUAUAUAGAGGAAGCCAAACAGGCAAAUUGCAUUGGUCUUAUGCGAAAUGGCGUGUUGUUGGCCGAAGAUACACCCACCAACAUAAUGAUCAAGUUUGGAACCCAGUCGAUCGAGGACGCGUUUCUCAUUUUGAGUCAGCGGCAGGGCAACGAAGACGAGCUGGCCCAAAUCAUGGACCACAACAAGAACCAGGCCUUGCCGACUGCUAUCCUACCUCCUGAGGUCAUAGAUACCCACGAGCCGAACACGCCGGAAAAGCAACCCAUUCCCUUGGAGGAACCUCCUAACGAGAACCGCAAAAAGGUUUUCUUCACCACCAAGGGCAGGGUCAAGGCCCUGAUGACGAAGAACUUCGUGCAGCUUUUCCGACAGCCUUCAGGGAUUAUUUUCAUGCUGCUGUUCCCCAUCAUACAACUGACCUGCUUCUACCUGGCCAUUGGAAAGACGCCCACGAAUCUGGAGAUAGGAGUUUACUCCGGCGAAGUGGAGAGCUACGGGGAGUGCUUUAACGACAGUCUGGUCACAGUGUACAAGGACGACGAAAACGACAGCUGUCUAUUCAACAAGCUAUCCUGCAGAUACAUCCGCGAGUUGGGCGACGACGUGGCCACGCGGAAGUACUAUUCCAGCGAAGCAGACGCCCUGAGCGAUGCAAAGCGGGCCACAACCGUUGGCUACUUGCACUUCGCCCAGAACUUUAGCGAAUCGAUUCUCUCGGUGCUGGAGGACGGGAUCCAUACAAGUGACGGAGCCGUCGACCAUGCCGAGCUCAGUAUCCACAUCGAUAUGACUGAUCAACAAGUGGCGUACUUCAUGCAGCGAAAGCUCCGUGACAAGUUCAGCACAUUCAUGCGCAGUGUUGUGAAGGACUGCAAUGUUUCCGCGGCCAUUGUCGACCUGCCCGUCCAGUUCCAGGAGCCGAUCUUCGGCAGCGCAGACAUCGAGUUCCAGCAGUAUUGUGCCCCGGGAGUGGUCAUGACCAUGGUGUUUUUCCUGGCCACUUUGAUGACGGCCGCAGUGUUCAUCUCGGAGCGUAUGGAUGGCAUCUGGGACCGAACCCUGUUGGCAGGUGUCUCGGCCACCGAAAUGCUGUGGGCCCAUCUUCUGACCCAGCUCAUCAUCAUGGCUCUGCAGUCGUUCGAGGUUAUCAUGUACAUUGGCCUGGUCUUCGAUACCUACAACAACGGGGAUACCACAACGCUGAUUGGAUUGCUAACGCUCACCGCCUUCUGUGGCAUGUUGUUUGGUCUCUUCAUAUCUGUAUUCUGCAAAUCGCAUACCGAGGCAAACUUUGUGGCCACUGGCGCUUUUUACCCAAUGAUCAUACUUUGCGGACUUCUGUGGCCCCUGGAGAGCAUGCCGCAGUUUCUGCAGGAUCUGGUCAUGGUGCUACCCUUCACCAUUCCCUCCAUCUCGGCUCGAAACGUCAUCGAGAAGGGCUGGAGCAUCACCCACGAGAAGGUCUACAACGGUUUCUUGGUCAUGGCCGGCUGGACGAUCAUCUUCUUCGUUCUCUGCCUGAUCGGUAUCAAACGCAAGGCGUAAUGUCGGUUCUUGGGCUAUUCUUUAAUUUCGGGGGCCUUUUAUUUAGUUGUAACGUAUUAGCAUUUUUUGAUAGGUGAUCUUUUGUGCAUAUCGUUCUAAUUUAAUACUUAUCGGAAGCAUAUCACUCGCAUGUUGUAGACUCUCAUCACACAAGGAAAAAUCACAUUCAUACCAACGAGUCGUAACACAUUUUUAGGAAGUCGUCACUAAGCGUGGCAGAUUGUACUAAAAUCAGCAUAAGGUCUUAAGGGUGUCUCACAAAAAUAUUUAUAAUACACAGGAAAACAUAUUCGUACUCAUUGACAACACUAAAUUUCGUCUUCAAAUUAUUGAUAAACUCAGUAAAAACUAGUACAGAGCAAAGUUUUUAUUCACAUGUAGGAUGUGUAUAUUUUUUAAUUUAAUGAAAUGUGAAAUUAUGUAAAUCGAAAUUUCAAAUCAACCAAAAAUAAAAAUCUAAAUUAAA